Messenger RNA from Aphanomyces astaci, 360 nucleotides. RefSeq lists its product as hypothetical. The record is from RefSeq and is a predicted model, not a curated record. NCBI's taxonomy places the organism in Eukaryota, Oomycota, Saprolegniomycetes, Saprolegniales, Verrucalvaceae. The transcript has a single exon. Bases 1 to 360 code for a protein of 119 amino acids.
AUGGCGCAAAGCGAACAGCGCCGCAACUGGUCGUGGGACGAGGACAAGGUUUUGCUGAUUCAACCAGCCACAGACAAGCCGUUCGCGGCUGAAAAGGGUCAAUUGACGAAAGCGUGGCAGGCGUUGGCGAACACGUUGCUGGCUUGCGACCACUUCACCCGGGUGGUGGAUGGCCGAAAGGUGCAGAACCGAUUUUCUGCACUUGUCGAAGAGCACCGUCGUUUCAACAAGGCCUCGGCGAAGCUCUCCGGUGAUGACGAAGAAGAGACGGAGAAACACAUCCUUCUCGACGACAUAGUUGCUCUCCUAGACGAUGUGAAAGAAAUCGCAUCGCAGAAGACGAGCAACAGCGUGGUCUAA